This is a messenger RNA of Ricinus communis (castor bean), 2226 nucleotides long. RefSeq names its product probable pectinesterase/pectinesterase inhibitor 51. Bases 405 to 2096 code for a protein of 563 amino acids. Gene Ontology annotation, biological process: cell wall modification. Gene Ontology annotation, molecular function: pectinesterase inhibitor activity; pectinesterase activity. Lineage: Eukaryota; Viridiplantae; Streptophyta; Magnoliopsida; Malpighiales; Euphorbiaceae. The transcript has 2 exons. The record is from RefSeq and is a predicted model, not a curated record.
AUCUUUCUAUUACCGUUCUUUUAUUUUUGCGGUUUUUGGUGUUAAGUGCAUAGCCACCCAUUUGUUUUUUCUUGUUUUGCCUUAUUUUCUAUUUAUUGACGGAAAGUUUAGCUUUGGGAUUCAACAGAUGGAAUUGGUGUUCUGAUUGAUAAUUUAAGUUUUUUUAUUCCUUUUUAAUGUUAAACAUAACGUAAUUAGGCUGUAAUUGAGUUGAUAAUCAAGAUUUGUGGAGGCGGUGGUGAUGUCUUAUAAAGUUUCCAAUAAUCUGUUGCUUAAUAAUUGAGUUGCUUGCUGCUGCUGCCGCCUCUUUCCUUUGACUUUGUAAGGAGUUGGGGUAGAUCCAUCCAGAUCUUCUGUGUAUAUAUUAUCUCCGUUCUCAUUAUCCACCGCCGCCACUCACUACCAUGACAAAAGCGGCAAAAGGGAAUCCCAAAUCCAAAUGCAUAAUCUAUAUCAUCAUUGUUAUUCUCCUGUUGCUCACCCUAAUAGCUGCCAUACUAAUAUCGACCCUUCGUCAUAAGAUUAAUGACCAUUCGCAUAAUUCUGUACCUUCAACCACCAAAGUACCCGCAGCUGAGAUUCAAUUAGCUUGCCAAGCUACGCGACACCCUGAAACAUGUCAGUCCUCGCUCCUUCAAUCCAAUCUUGUACCUGCAAAUCCAACCCCACCUCAAAUUAUCCAAUCUGCGCUGCUCAUUUCCUCUCAAAACAUCAAAUCUUCAGAAUCCAAGAUUAAGUCCCUCCUGGAGAGUGCAGGAGACAAUAUAAACAUCACCAACGUCGCAAAAAGCUGUUCGAAUUUGAUGAGUUAUUCUCAGUAUCGCAUUUCGUUGUCUAAUGAAAGUCUGCCACUUGGUAAGACCAAGCAUGCUCGUGCUUGGAUGAGUGCUGCUUUAGCUUACCAGUACGAUUGUUAUGGAGGGCUCAGCUACCAUGGCGGCAACACGCAGGCGGUUAACGAUACAAUCUUGGUUAUUAACUCUUCAAUUGCCCUUACCAGCAAUGCCUUAAACAUGGUUGUUUCUUACGAUUUGUUUGGUAACGAAACAAAGUCUUGGAGACCACCUAAGACUGAGCGGGACGAAUUCUGGGAGGGCCCGGCAUUGGGCAGUCAAACUGGGUUCACGGGUGAGUCUCCGUCAAAGUUGAAGGCCGAUGUAACGGUGUCCAAGGAUGGGAGCGGUGGAAGUUACAAAACGGUGCAAGAGGCUGUUAAUGCAGCUCCAAGUAAUGCGGUGGACCGUAGGUUUGUGAUACAUAUAAAGGAGGGAGUUUAUGAGGAGAUCGUUAGGGUUCCAUUCGAAAAGAAAAAUGUGGUGUUUCUAGGUGAUGGUAUGGGUAAAACGGUCAUUACAGGGUCAGUAUCUGUCGGUCAGGUCGGUGUUACCACAUAUGAGUCUGCUACAGUUGGAGUUCUUGGUGAUGGUUUCAUGGCUAGUGGUCUUACCUUCCAGAACACAGCAGGAGCACCUACCCAUCAAGCAGUGGCCUUCAGAUCAGACAGUGAUCUGUCAUUCAUCGAGAACUGUGAAUUCAUAGGUCAUCAGGACACUUUGUAUGCACAUUCACUUCGCCAGUUCUAUAAAUCAUGCCGCAUCGAGGGCAAUGUCGACUUCAUCUUUGGAAACUCGGCUGCGAUCUUCCAAGAUUGCGAAAUAGUCGUCAAUCCCAGGCAAGAAAAACCAGAAAAAGGCGAAAACAAUGCUGUCACAGCACACGGCAGGACGGACCCUGCCCAAGCAACAGGUUUCGUUUUCCAGAAUUGUUUGAUCAAUGGCACUGAAGAAUAUAUGGCAUUAUUCCAUAGCAAGCCUGGUGCCCACAAGAACUACUUGGGAAGGCCAUGGAAGGAAUACUCGAGAGUUGUUUUCAUACAUUGCAACUUCGAAGCUAUAAUAACACCAGAAGGGUGGAUGCCUUGGACGGGCGAUUUCGCACUGAAAACACUUUACUACGGGGAAUUCGAGAAUUCUGGACCAGGGUCUAAUUUGUCCGGGAGAGUAAAAUGGAGUAGUCAGAUUCCUGCAGAGCAUGUAUACACAUAUUCAGUACAGAAUUUCAUUCAAGGAGAUGAAUGGAUUCCUACAUCUUCUUAGUCUUCACUAACGUUGUAUAUCUUAGUUGCAAUAAUAUUUUAGAUGCUUGUCGGCGUUGUAAUAUUUACAGAAAUUUCUCAAGUGGAUGGAUAUGAUUUGUUGCUAAUAAUUCUCUAGUUAAUUCCUCUUA